This is a messenger RNA of Anolis carolinensis (green anole), 2889 nucleotides long. RefSeq names its product syntaxin 11 (gene stx11). The coding region runs from base 505 to 1710 and encodes 401 amino acids. The record is from RefSeq and is a predicted model, not a curated record. Gene Ontology annotation, cellular component: plasma membrane; endomembrane system; SNARE complex. Gene Ontology annotation, molecular function: SNAP receptor activity; SNARE binding. Gene Ontology annotation, biological process: synaptic vesicle fusion to presynaptic active zone membrane; intracellular protein transport; exocytosis. The transcript has 2 exons. NCBI's taxonomy places the organism in Eukaryota, Metazoa, Chordata, Lepidosauria, Squamata, Anolidae.
GAACAGCUCUCACAGUGAGGAAGUUCUUCCUAAUGUUCAGGUGGAAUCUCCUUUCCUGAAGUUUGAAGCCAUUGUUCUGCGUGUUAGUCUCCAGGACAGCAGAAAACAAGCUUGCUCCCUCCUCCCUAUGACUUCCCCUCACAUAUUUGUACAUGGCUAUCAUGUCUCCUCUCAGCCUUCUCUUCUGCAGGCUAAACAUGCCCAGCUCUUGUCACUCCUCAUAGGGCUUGUUCUCCAGACUUUGAUCAUUUUGGUUGCCUUCCCCUGGACACAUUCCAGCUUGUCAACAUCUCCCUUCAAUUGCGGUGUCCAGAAUUGGACCCAGUGUGAUUCCAGGUGUGGUCUGGCCAAGGCAGAAUAGAGGGGGAGCAAGACUUCCCUGGAUCUAGACACUAGACUCCUAUUGAUGCAGGACAAAAUCCCAUUGGCGGCCGACUACAAAUCCCAUGUCUCUACAGCAAGGAGCCAAGGCCGUUGAAGUGGUGUCAAGUUGCAUUGAUCAGUAUGUGGAUGCACCUGGCUGUAGUCAGUCCCUGGCGAUGCGCUGAUGCUUGGGGCAAAACUUCCAGGAAUGCGGGCAGGAGGCACCGGCGUCACCGUUCCUGGAGAAGUGCCCUGGAGGCAGAGUCCUUUCCCAGGCAGCCGAGCAAACCCGUCAGCCUUCUCCUCUCCGCCUGCCUCAUCCCCUUCGAAUGGGCAGAGCCAGGGACAAGGGGAUCGGCGGCGACCAAUGGCCUUCGCGGAGGAGGAGCUGGGGCUGGGGACGCGGGAGGGAAAGGGCUUGGCAGCCCGGUCAAACGCGCCUCUCGGAGCGGAGUCCCGGCGGCGGCGCAGGAGGCAAAAAUGAGAGACCGACUCUUUGAACUUUACGAGCAAGCUAGGUUUUACAACCAGCAUUCUUCUACAGCUGCGGACAAUGUACAGUCAUCACAUGAAAAUCUUCUAUUUGAGACGGAUUAUGCCUUAGCAAGUCUUUACAAAGACAUUCAAGGAAUUCGAACAAACAAUCACCAUCUGAAUGAGGAUGUCAGGAGGCUGGGUAAACAAAAUACUCGCUUCCUAACAUCCAUGCGCCGCUUCAGCAGCAUAAAACGUGAUGCAAACUCAAUAGCUAAAGACAUCAAAGCCCGUGGUGAAGAUAUCCAUAGACGACUUCAGGUCUUGAGAGAUUUCAGUGAAGAUGCAGAAACCAAAUAUGGUUCAAAUUCAAUUAUCUCCCGUGUGUCAAAGGAUCACUACGUAGAUCUUAUGCAUGCAUUUCAGGAAGCUAUGUUUGAAUAUAACAAGAUUGAAAUGAAUCAGCGGGAAAACUGCAAAGUGAGGAUCCAGCGGCAGCUAGAGAUCAUGGGCAAGGAUGUCUCUGGGAACCAGAUAGAGGACAUUAUUGAGCAAGGCAGGUGGGAUGUUUUCUCUGAGAACCUUCUGUCUGAUGCAAAGGGAGCUCGCUCAGCCUUGAAUGAGAUAGAGACACGGCACAAAGAGCUGAUGAAACUGGAGUUUCGGAUAAAAGAAGUCCACGAACUCUUCAUGCAGGUAGCCUUGCUCGUAGAAGAACAGGCUGACACCUUUGAUAUUAUCGAACUCAAUGUGCAAAAGGUUGAAGAUUUUGUUGGAGAAGCUAAAGGGGAAGUGAGAAGAGCUCUUGAGUACAGACGGAAACAUCCUUGCCGAACAAUCCUAUGUUGUUGUUUAUCGUGCCUUAAAUGUUGACUUUCUUCUUUAAGACAAUAAGAUCAGUGUAAUGGGGCACAUUCAAAUUACACUUACAGCUUGUGUUAAUUUCAUUUCUUUUGUUGACUUAAAUAAAUACCGAAAUAAAAGCACAUAGGGAGUGAUGAUGUGCUUCAGAGUAACAGAAGGAAAGAUUUGCCUCCCAGCCCACAUUGCUAGCAGAGUUUCUGACAUAGUGGUGUUAUAUACAAAAUCUUGGGAAUAUGGAUGAAAUGAGCAAUAAAUUGUUUACAAAUUAGCACUUUAAAAGCAAAGAUAAAUGGUGUAUUAUGAACUUAAAUUAAUAAUUUGACCUGGAGAAAAGUGAAUUCUACAUCCAUAAUGAAUGCAGUCUGGAUACUGCAGUCAGGGCAACUAUCCUGCAAGCAUGACUCAAAACUUUUGAUAUAAUUGUGUUGUAACUAUAAAAAUACUUAUUUUUAUAAAUGUACUGAUGUUUCUAUGUGUUAUAUUAAGUAAAGCUACAGGAGUAUCUGUUCUGUCUGUACUAUAUGAAAAAACGUAGUUGAACUUUAUCAUCUGUCCAAUAGUUCUAACCAUCAUAACUGCUCAACUGCUUAUAACUAAAAUGCCAUAGCUCAAGAGCAGCAGCCUUUAGUCUAAGAACACAAGGGUAUGAGGUGGGGAUGAACUGAAGAUUAAGCACUGGCAACUGAAAAGCCUUGACAAAGUGUGAACCUAAGAAACAAAAAAGUGGUAAAUAUAGUAAAUGUUUGUGGAGAUCUAUGAAUCAAAUACUUGGAGCCCUGAAGAAAGUUGAUGGGAGAGAAAGGGAACAGAAAAUCAUCAAUUAAGUCCCAUGGUGUUCUGAUCUGUGACAAAUAUCAUUUACCAUAUCGUAACAUAUCAUGGACAGAAAUAAAUUUUCAGAGAGAAUGCAACUUGUUUCAACCAUACAGGGACAUCUGCAAGCAAAUUCUGUAGUCACUUAACUGUACAUCUGUUGACUUCACAAAGGAUAAACUUCCAUUGCACAUCUGGAAACUUGAGUAUUUAACUGGUGCUUUAGAUAUGAGAUGUUUAUUUCUGAAAAUAUGUAUAUAAUAAACUUGCACUGUUUUAUAACUUUACUGCAAUUCCAGUUUCCAAACACUGAAAGUUUUUUUAUAUUUAUAUUGGUAUUUUUAUUUUUAAUAAAUAUGCAGCACUUCAGACUUA